AUGGGCAAUCUUCCGAAGGGACGAGUCACUCCGGCACGCCCAUUCCUCCGGACCGGCCUGGACUACGCCGGCCCAAUCUCCAUCCGCACGACCAAAGGCCGCGGACACCGAGCGCACAAGGCCUUUAUCGCCGUAUUCGUGUGCCUAUGCACCAAGGCGGUGCAUCUGGACGUCGUGUCGGAUUACACGACGGACGCCUUUCUCGCCGCUUUCCGUCGCUUCAUCUCCCGUCGAGGCCUCUGCGAGGAGCUAUACUCGGAUUGCGGCACCAAUUUCGUGGGAGCCGACCGAGUCCUAAGAGAGCUCUUCCGAGCUUCGUCCGCCGACGGCCGUCGCCUUGCUCACGCCGCCGCCGCAGAGGGUGUCAAAUGGCACUUUAACCCGCCAGCUGCACCGCACUUCGGAGGACUGUGGGAGGCCGCCGUGAAGUCGACCAAGUUCCAUCUCCGUCGGGUCAUUGGGGAGACCACGCUCACCUUUGAGGAAAUGAGCACCCUCCUCGCUCAGGUCGAAGCCUGCCUGAAUUCCAGGCCGCUGCAGGCUUUGUCCGACGAUCCGGACGACAUAUCCGCCCUCACGCCAGGGCACUUCCUGAUCGGCGCUCCUCUUCUGGCCGUGCCCGAACCCGCCUUGAACGACGUCGCCGGGAGCUCACUCUCACGGUGGCAACACCUCCAAAAGAUGCGCGAUCACUUUUGGUCACGGUGGUCGCACGAGUACAUCAACGGGAUGACAUCUCGCUCGAAAUGGACCAAGCCCGAGGACGCACCUGCCGUUGGCUCUCUGUGCUUGGUACGCGCCGAAAGCACACCACCGAGUCGAUGGCCACUGGCCCGCAUCAUUCGAGUGCACCCCGGCGACGAUGGCAUUGUUCGCGUGGCGACAAUCCGCACCUCAACGUCAGAGCUCGUGCGACCACUGUGCAAACUCGUGCUCCUCCCCGGGACUGAGGACCAGCCGCCGCCGACGGAUGCGUGA
Temnothorax curvispinosus is the source of this 978-nucleotide messenger RNA. RefSeq lists its product as uncharacterized. NCBI's taxonomy places the organism in Eukaryota, Metazoa, Arthropoda, Insecta, Hymenoptera, Formicidae. The record is from RefSeq and is a predicted model, not a curated record. Gene Ontology annotation, molecular function: nucleic acid binding. Bases 1 to 978 code for a protein of 325 amino acids. Gene Ontology annotation, biological process: DNA integration. The transcript has a single exon.